Molecule: messenger RNA, 1648 nt
Organism: Tigriopus californicus
Lineage: Eukaryota; Metazoa; Arthropoda; Copepoda; Harpacticoida; Harpacticidae
Exons: 16
Coding region: 259-1518 (419 amino acids)
Source: RefSeq, a predicted model, not a curated record
CUUUUUUAAACAGCAAUAUUACUUAGCUGAGAAAUGUUAAUGGUACCCUUUCAUUAUAACUAUAAAAUAUCUCGGCCCGAUGUGUGACACAUCCAGGGCUAGAGUCAUCCAUUGCGAGAGUUUGCGUCUCCAAACUAGUUUGGAAAAAGGGAGAGCCGAUCCCGAAGUUCCCGGCCUGCCAAAAUUGGUUGAUUUUUCAGUGGGACUUUUCAGUGGUUCAUUCUAAGACUUUCUUCUCAGACACUUUAACUUGGGAUCAUGCUCAUUCUUGGAGCAUCCGUUUUGCUUCUUCAAGUAUUUGCAACAGCCUCAGCUACCGAGGCUGAACGCUAUGACACUGCUACCAACGUGACCUCGAGGUCGGGCAAAGCCCUUUCCAUUUUCCAGAUCAUCAAGUUCAAGCAUGAUCCAUGCCCAGGAGAUGGAACCAGGCAAGGAAUUUGCCAUUCCAAUGCCGAAUGCGUGGCCCUAGGAGGCAAAAGCUCUGGCUCUUGUGCCAAUGGGUAUGGAGUGUGCUGCAUUGUCGCUCUUACCUGUGGUCAAACCACUUCCAGUAAUUGUUCCUAUUUGACCCAACCUACAAACCCCACUGGGUCCAACAUGGUUUCCGUUUGUCAAUAUACAGUAUGCAAAUGUACGCCCGAUGUUUGUCGGAUCCGAUUGGACUUUACGACUUUUAGCAUCGCUGGGCCACAAGUGGGAACCACUUUUGAUGGAGCAGCACCUUUGAAUAUAGGAAAUGCCAUUGGCGAGUGCUCUACCGACUCGUUCGCGAUGACUCUGAGCGAAGGACACUCUCCGUCCCCGAUUUGCGGAUUCAACACCGGUCAACACAUGAUUUAUGAACCGAGUGAUAUGUGCGAUGAAGCUACUUUUAUUUUGGGUGCUGCUGCUGCUGGCGUUAGAGCAAGAAACUGGGAUAUCAAGAUCACACAAUAUAAGUGUGGAGACGAAGCUGUGGCAGGUCCUCCUGGAUGUCUUCAAUAUUUCUCAACUGAUGUUGGGCGGAUUUCCAGCUACAAUUUCCCAACAAACAGUGCGACUAUUGGGGCCCAAACCACUCAUUUGUCUCGACAAGCCUACUCAAUUUGCAUUCGCCGAAAUGAGGGAUUUUGUGCUAUUUGCUACGUUCCUUCCAUUGUUCCUCCUGCUCCUACAGCAGCUGAUCAGGCAUCCUAUGGAUUAGACAAAGGCGCUGCUGCGGUUCAUGAUCUGGACUGCCGCUUUGACUAUCUGCAGAUCCCAAAUGCCGAGGCCUUUCCAUUGCCAGUGGCCAUGCCUGGAACACCUCUUACCAAUAUGAUUGGAAAGCAACUAUUUUGCGGGCGAAUCUUCAACGUCGACGUGGCUGCCGCUCUCCCCGCUUCCGUUUGUUCAACUACGGCGCCAUUUCGCCUUGGAUUCUCGACGGGUGGUGGAGAAUUUACCAAUAUGGCAACCCCUGAGAAGAACGAAUUGAUGGGCGCCCCUGGUGGGAUUGUGGGUUUUAGUUUGGAUUACAGGCAAAUUCCCUGUUGAUGAACACGAACAUUGAUUAUACAUUUUGUUCGAUUGGCCUCUGUUAUACAGAGUGCGUUGUUUAGUUCUGCAAAGAAACCUUUUAUUGACAACACCAUGAAAUGAGAAAUAAAUUGCCUUAUGUAAACGA